AAACAUGGUGCAAGUCUGAUCAAGAAAUCCAUUGAUGGAGGCGCACCUAUACAUUUCGCCGCAUCCAGAGGUGCAACUGAAGUAAUUGGCUUAUUACUUGAUAGCGCUAAUAAUAAACGUAGAAAAGAUGGACUAACAGCAUUGCAUAUAGCAGCUUCAAACGGCUAUCCUGAUGUCGUGGAAGCCCUGAUACAACAUCACGCCCCUGUGGAUGCUCGUGACUUUCAAUACCGGACACCGUUACAUUUAGCGGCAUCGUUUGGACACACCGCAGUAAUGAUCAUAUUGAUGCAAUCUGUAAGCAUAGAAAAAUCAGUAUGUUUCCAGAAUAUCGUAGAUGUUGUUAUGUAUGUAAGAAUACAGCGACUUGUUGUACUGCACCUAACGUGUUAG
Molecule: messenger RNA, 393 nt
Organism: Trichoplax adhaerens
Lineage: Eukaryota; Metazoa; Placozoa; Uniplacotomia; Trichoplacea; Trichoplacidae
Exons: 2
Biological process (GO): protein localization to ciliary inversin compartment
Cellular component (GO): ciliary inversin compartment
Molecular function (GO): protein binding
Source: RefSeq, a predicted model, not a curated record